AUGUCCAAGUGUUAUGAAUUAGAUUAUUGGCUCUUGGUUGCAACGGUUGAGAUUAGUCUUUUGGGAGAUAUAUAUAUUAUGGGUGAGAUUGACACAAAACCUAUUGAACCAGUCCAAGUUGCGCUUACUUUGUUCGGAGAGAAAGGUGAUCCCGGGAAAAACCUGUCUAGUGGCGGCAGUGGUGAUGAGGUGGAGAAAGAGAAGGAUGUUGAAACGCUGCUAAAACAUUUGGCCAAUUACAAGGUGCAAAUGGAAGCAAAGGAUUUCGCCUUCGCGCAGGUACUACAUACGCUAGAGCACUAUCAGAAAACAACUGAGGAGCUCUCGGCACUGUUGAAGAAUUCUGAGGUUGAGAGAGACGGAUACAGAGAAGAUUGUAGAGAAGCAAGGACUCGGAUAAAUGAACUUGAGGCCAAGGUCAAGGAGAUGGCUGAUAAACUGUUAGAAACUGGAAAAAUACGGGAAAAGCUUUCUCAUGUUUUGAGUGAAUUAAGGGCCACACAGGAAGAGAUAAUUAGCAUGGAAACACAACUUGCUACUGCAAGAGAAGUGAAUCUCAAGGCAAUGAAAGAAGCGGAACUGAUGGAAACUGCAGCAAACAUGGAAAAGGAAAGAGCUGAAAAACUGGCAAAUCAUGUUGCUGAGCUUAAUGAAGUUAUUCUUGUGUCAAAGCUUGCUGCCAUUGAAGCUGAAAAAGAGAAGUGCAUGGUUUUAUCUGAGAAAGAUGCACGGUUAGAGUCAGCAAUGGAAAAGGCUGAGCAAGCACAAGAGCAGGAGGAAAACAUGAAAAAACGAUUGGAAAUGAUGCAAGAAUUGGAAAAUCAGCUACUAGCCAAAUCUGAAGUUGUUGAUUCGCUACAGGGAGAACUCAAUCAAGCAUUUGAACUACUUAGUUCAUCUAAUAAAGCUGUUUCUGAUGCUGUGCAUGAUUUGAAUCAGCUAGAAGCGGAUUUGAAAGUCAAGGAAGGAGAGAAUUCUGAUCAAGCAUUUUAUAUUGGGGCAUUGGAAACUGAAUUGAAUCAGUUAAAAAUAGAACUAAAGAAUGCAAACGAAGAGGCAAGCCAUUUGAAUUGUAACGUGGAAAUCCUCACGGAUGAGUUGCAGAAAGUAAAGAUUAAAAUGGAUGGAAUUAAAGAAAGAGAGAAAGACGCACAGGUUGAGAUUUCGUUGCUGAAAUCUGAGAUUGAAAGAGGAAGGUCUGAAUUUGCAGCAGCGGAAGCAAGGCCUGGGAGUGUAAAAUCAGGAUUUUGUCUUGCCGUUCAGCAGCUAGCAGUCGAAGCUGAAGAAGCCAAAAAGGAAAAUCAAAGGUUAAAAGGAGGAGUGGAUAAGGUAACAGAGGAAUCAGAAGACUUUGGGCUCAUGGACACUGAUCAACAUGAAAAGUACUCUUGUCAAGCCGUAGAAACUUUUAAGAAUAACGAGUCUAAUGCAGAAUCCGUGAGGAGAAGAAAUGAGAAUGAAGGCAAUAUAACCAUUUCACUUGAAGAAUAUGAGUCCUUGAUCAGUAAAGCUGAGAAGGCCAAUGAAUUUCCAGGAAGAGAAUCUUCUAAUAUGUCCAUCACAUCUGAAAAUAAGUGCGAAUUAGAAGUUCUGAAGAAAGAGUUAGAGAGUGCAAUUGUGAAAAUAGGGGAGUUGAGGACAAGGGCAGAACAGGCUGUCACUAGGGCCGAAGCCGCUGAAAAAGCUAAAACAACACUCGAAGAUCAACUAAAAAGGCGUCGAGAACAAAAGCAGAGAAUAAAGGCAGCUAUAGUGGGGCUUCGCGAGGAAUCUACAUCAAGAGGGUUCAGUUCUUCGACAUAUGCAAUCGCACCAAGAGAAUAUCAGACACUGGGUAAGGUUCUCAACAUGAAAUUCUAG
Messenger RNA from Dovyalis caffra, 1860 nucleotides. Lineage: Eukaryota; Viridiplantae; Streptophyta; Magnoliopsida; Malpighiales; Salicaceae. The record is from the annotation of a GenBank genome assembly.